GAGGCCUGAUGCGAGUAAUGGACGUAAGAGUAACAGUCUACAGGACUUAGUGGGACACACCCAUACCUGCCUGGGAUCGGCCAAACACAGGAUUGAAGGUUUGCUUUUGCUGGAGAAGAUUGUCUGUCAGAGUAAUACAGAAGUGUUUGUGAAACAUGUCCGCAGUUGGAUGAACUUGCUUCUGCAAGUCUUGCAGGCACACUGCCCUGCAGCUCAUCGCCAUUUGACUUGUCAUGUGGUCAAACUCUUGCUGAUAGAAAGUAAAAGUUUACCAGAGCUGGCCAGAGAGGUGUCCACAUCAUUUCUUUCUCAACUGUUACCACUACUGCUGGGGGCAUCGGAGGAGUGGGCGCCCUCUUCUAUUGGCUGCAUUAACACUUGUAUCAGACAGUACCCUGGGGCUUGUGGAGUGUUUAAGGGAAAAAUUGAAAGCUUCAUAUUGCUUUACUUGGACAGAGAAUAUCCUGCGGAGAUUUUAGAUAUCUGGGCCCAUAUGCUGACUAGACUGCACACUAGUUAA
This is a messenger RNA of Liolophura sinensis, 520 nucleotides long. Its product is annotated as proline-, glutamic acid- and leucine-rich protein 1-like. The transcript is spliced from 7 exons. The record is from RefSeq and is a predicted model, not a curated record. Gene Ontology annotation, biological process: rRNA processing. Lineage: Eukaryota; Metazoa; Mollusca; Polyplacophora; Chitonida; Chitonidae. The coding region runs from base 170 to 520 and encodes 116 amino acids. Gene Ontology annotation, cellular component: nucleus.